CCCGGACUCUGCGAGCGCUGGGCACCGGCCGGGCUGUGGUCCGCGCGCGCAACCGCCGCCGCCUCCUCGCAAGCAGGCUCGGCCGGGUGCGGCGGGCGGGCAGGGGCGAUGGGGGCGCGGUGAGCCGGGGCCCGCGGGCGCGGCCGGACCGCCGCGAUGUGGCUCAAGCCCGAGGAGGUGUUGCUCAAGAACGCCCUGAAGCUCUGGGUGACCCAGAAGAGCAGCUGCUACUUCAUCCUGCAGCGGCGCCGCGGGCACGGCGAGGGGGGCGGCCGCCUCACCGGUCGCCUGGUAGGCGCUCUGGAUGCGGUCCUGGAUUCCAACGCGCGGGUCGCUCCGUUUCGAAUUCUACUUCAAGUUCCCGGCUCCCAGGUUUAUUCCCCCAUAGCAUGUGGUGAGUUACUGAACGGAUCGGACGUUUACUGGGCCAUAGCCGCUGGUGCAACGUUGGAGGAAAUCAACCAGCACUGGGACUGGCUGGAGCAGAACCUCCUGCACACGCUGUCUGUCUUUGAUAAUAAAGAUGACAUUGCCAGUUUCGUGAAAGGUAAAGUCAAGGCCCUGAUUGCCGAGGAGACCAGCAGCCGGCUCGCUGAGCAGGAGGAGGAGCCCGAGAAGUUCCGCGAGGCGCUGGUGAAGUUCGAGGCCAGGUUCAACUUCCCCGAGGCCGAGAAGCUGGUCACCUUCUACUCGUGCUGCUGCUGGAAGGGCAGGGUGCCCCGCCAAGGCUGGCUGUACCUCAGCAUCAACCACCUCUGCUUCUACUCCUCCUUCCUGGGCAAGGAGCUUAAACUUGUUGUCCCUUGGGUUGACAUCCAGAAGUUAGAGAGGACGUCCAAUGUCUUCCUGACGGAUACCAUCCGCAUCACCACGCAGAACAAGGAGCGGGACUUCUCCAUGUUCUUGAACCUGGACGAGGUGUUCAAGAUCAUGGAGCAGCUAGCGGAUGUGACGCUUCGAAGGCUGCUGGACAACGAAGUCUUUGAGCUGGACCCGGAUCUGCAGGAGCCGAGCCAGAUCACCAAGAGGGACCUGGAAGCCAGGGCACAGAACGAGUUCUUCCGGGCUUUCUUCCGGUUGCCGCGGAAGGAGAAGCUGCACUCGGUCAUGGACUGUUCCCUGUGGACCCCGUUCAGUCGCUGCCACACCGCGGGGCGGAUGUUCACCUCUGACAGUUACAUCUGCUUCGCCAGCAGAGAGGACGGCUGCUGUAACUUGGUCCUCCCGCUCAGAGAGGUAGUGAGCAUCGAAAAGAUGGAGGACACCAGUCUGCUGCCCAACCCCAUCAUUGUCAGCAUCCGGAGCAAGAUGGCCUUCCAGUUCAUUGAGCUCAAGGACCGAGAGAGCUUGGUGGAGAGUCUGCUGGUGAGGCUGAGGCAGGUCCACGCCAACCGCCCUGCCCGUUACGACACCUCGGCCAGCGACGACAUGACCUCACUGUUUUACUCGACCAACAUGUGCAGUGACCACAAGUUUGGGGAUGUGGAAGUGGCGGCGGCGCAGAAUAACGAGCAGAAUGACGAGGAGACGAGCCCGCCGCGGCACCCCGAGGCUCUGACCGCUGUCCUCCAGCAGUCGGGGGGUCAGAGCCCCGACUGCCACCUGUCCAGGGAGCAGAUUAAGAUCAGCCUGUGGAACGACCACUUCGUGGAGUACGGCAGGACCGUGUGUAUGUUUCGCACCGAGAAGAUCCGGAAGCUCGUGGCCAUGGGGAUCCCCGAGUCGCUGCGUGGGCGGCUCUGGCUCCUUUUCUCAGAUGCCGUGACGGAUCUCGCGCUGCACCCCGGCUACUAUGGGAGCCUGGUGGAGGAGUCCCUGGGGCGGGGCUGCCUGGUGAGCGAGGAGAUAGAGCGGGACCUGCACCGCUCGCUGCCGCAGCACCCUGCCUUCCAGAGCGAGACAGGGAUAGCCGCGCUGAGGAGGGUCCUGACAGCCUAUGCCCACCGGAACCCCAAGAUCGGAUACUGCCAGUCCAUGAACAUCCUGACCUCCGUGCUGCUGCUCUACGCCAAGGAGGAGGAGGCCUUCUGGCUGCUGGUGGCCGUGUGCGAGCGGAUGCUGCCCGACUACUUCAACCACCGCGUGAUCGGGGCGCAGGUGGACCAGUCUGUCUUCGAGGAGCUCAUCAGGCAGCACCUCCCGGAGCUGGCGGAGCACAUGCAGGACGUCUCGGCCCUGGCGUCCGUCUCCCUCUCCUGGUUCCUGACUCUGUUCCUCAGCAUCAUGCCCCUGGAGAGCGCCGUGAACGUCGUCGACUGCUUCUUCUACGACGGCAUCAAAGCCAUCUUCCAGCUGGGGCUGGCCGUGCUCGAAGCCAACGCCGAGGAGCUGUGCAGCAGCAGGGACGACGGCCAGGCCUUGAUGGUCCUCAGCAGGUUUCUAGAUCACGUCAAGAAUGAGGACAGCCCCGGAGCCCCGGCUGGCAGCCACCACGCCUUUUUCUCUGAUGACCAGGAGCCCUACCCCGUAACUGACAUUGCCGACCUCCUCCGGGACUCCUAUGAGAAGUUUGGAGACCAGUCCGUGGGGCAGAUCGAGCACCUGCGGUGCAAGCACAGGAUCAGGGUCCUGCAAGGCCACGAGGACACCACGAAGCAGAACGUGCUCCGCGUUGUCAUCCCAGAAGUCUCGAUUCUUCCCGAAGACCUAGAGCAGCUCUAUGACUUAUUCAAGAGAGAACACAUGAUGAGGUGUUACUGGGAGCAGCCGAGGCCCGUGGCCCUGCGCCAUGACCCCAGCAGGCCCUACGUGGAACAGUACCGCAUCGACGCCCGGCAGUUUGCACACCUCUUCCAGCUGGUCUCACCGUGGACCUGCGGGGCCCACACGGAGAUCCUCGCCGAAAGGACGUUCAGGCUGCUGGAUGACAACGUGGACCAGCUCAUCGAGUUCAAAGCGUUUGUGAGCUGUCUAGAUGUUAUGUAUAACGGGGAAAUGAAUGAGAAAAUUAAACUGUUGUAUAGACUCCAUAUCCCUCCAGCACUCACUGAGAAUGACCGAGACAGCCAGUCACCAUUAAAGAACCCGCUGCUGUCAACAUCGAGACCCCUGGUUUUUGGGAAAUCCAAUGGUGAUGCAGCAGACUAUCAGAAACAGCUGAAGCAGAUGAUUAAAGAUUUAGCCAAAGAAAAGGAUAAAACUGAGAAGGAGCUGCCCAAAAUGAGCCAGAGAGAAUUUAUCCAGUUCUGUAAGACUUUAUACAGUAUGUUCCAUGAAGACCCGGAAGAAAACAAUCUCUACCAAGCCAUCGCCACGGUCACUACGCUGCUGCUGCAGAUUGGGGAAGUGGGCCAGCGAAGCAGCAGCUCCGGGAGCUGCUCCCAGGAGAGUGGGGAGGAGCUGCGGGCCGGGGCCGCCUCUCCCGGGCAGGACUCCGUGUUUGCCGACAUGGAUGCCAGGAAGAACCCCCAGGACUCCAGGGCGUUUCCUGAGGCCUCAGAAGGGGACUGGACUGUCUCCCUUGAGCACAUCUUAGCCUCACUUCUGACAGAACAGUCACUGGUGAACUUUUUUGAAAAGCCAUUGGACAUUAAAUCCAAACUUGAAAAUGCCAAGAUCAAUCAGUACAGUCUGAAAGCUUUUGAAAUGAGCCACCAAUCACAGCCUGAAUUCAAGCUGAGUAACCUGUAGCAAGACAGUUCCUUCAUGGAGUACACUGGAGCCUGCUGUACCAAAGCCUAGACCACAGCCCGGCCCUUGGGUUGUCAGUGCGGAAACACACUGUCCCACGGGCUGGGUGUGGACAAGCAGCCUGACAACUGUCAGCUUCCUGGACGCUGUGACUCCGUUCCCUGACAGCAGAGUGGCUGAAAUGGGCACUUCUCCUGGUUACCAGUGUGACUUUAUUCUGAUGGAACCCAGGAGUCAGACUAGUCCCAGCAACCAAGACGGAAAACCCCAGGCUCUCGUUUUUCAUUUAAGAGAUUGGGAGGUCCAGAAUGAGAUUCACUUUUAAGAUGAGAGCCACUUAUCUGUGCAAUUGUAUUUGGCUUUUUUGCACUAAUUUUGUUUCAAUGCUGGUAAUUGAAACCAUUUUAAUAUAUUUGGUUGUUAUCACUUUGUA
Oryctolagus cuniculus (rabbit) is the source of this 4063-nucleotide messenger RNA. RefSeq names its product TBC1 domain family member 8 (gene TBC1D8). The record is from RefSeq and is a predicted model, not a curated record. Lineage: Eukaryota; Metazoa; Chordata; Mammalia; Lagomorpha; Leporidae.